CCUCCUUCGCCGCUGCCGGAAACCUAGCUCCCCCGCCAUGGUCGACGUCGACCGCCGCACUCCGGGGCUCCCCCCGGCGCACGCCGCGGGGCUCCGCCGCCUCUCCUCCCGCGCCGCCGCCGGCGUCUCCUCCUCCUCCUCCGGCGCCCGGGCGGGGCUCCUCUCCUUCUCCGCCCUGGCCGAGUCCCUCCUCUCCCACCUCCGCUCGUGCGGCGUCCCCGUCCUCCCGGGCCUCUCCGACGCGGAGCUCCUCCGCCUCGAGGCCGAGCUCGGCCUCUCCUUCCCCCCCGACCUCCGCGCCCUCCUCUCCCUCGGCCUCCCCUCCGCCCCCGGCUUCCCCGACUGGCGCUCCCCGCUCCCCCUCCUCCUCCCCUCCCUCCGCCUCCCCUCCGCUGCCCUCGCCCUCCACUCCGGCUCCGCCGCGCCCGCCCUCAUCCGCUCUUCCGCGCUGCUACCUCCCGCCCUCCCAGCCCUUGCCGGCAACCCCGUCUUCCGCGUCGACGACGACGCGGCGACGACGCGCCCGCGUCUCCUGCUGCGCCGCCGACUCGCCGACUUCUUCCGCCGCGAGGCCGCCUUCCGAUCCGACUCCGACUCCGCCCCCGCCCUCCCCCUCCGUCGCCAGCUCUCCGCCCCCAUCCCUCCCCCUCCGCCUCCCUCUGCCUCCUCCGCCCGCCGCAGCCUCGACUCCUCCAUCGCCGGGAAGAAGCCCCGCUGGAUCGAGUUCUGGAGCGACGCCGCCCUCGAUCGCCGCGCCCGCGCCUCCUCCGCCUCCUCCCAUCCCCCCGAUCCAGAGCAGUUCCUCGAGAUCCAGGUCCAAAACUCCAUCCCUAUCCCUAACCCUAGCCUCCUCCCCGACUGGGUCCGAACCUACCUGGACCGGAUCGGAUCCGUGCUCCGCGAGGGCGGGUGGGGGGAGCCCGAGGUGGCGGAGAUGGUCCACGUGGCGUCGUCGGGGCUACUCGACAACGUCGUCGUCGUCGACGGCGAGGCGAUCCUCGACGCACUCCUCCUGAGGGCCGACCGGUGCUCGGACUCGCUCCGCCGCGCCGGGUGGAGCUCCGACGAGGUCGUCGAGGCGCUUGGCCUCGGCUCCGCCCCGGAGCGGCGGCGUAGGUCGAAGGUAAGCUUACCGCCCCGGAUCGCACUCAGAAUGGAGAAGCUCGCAGGGGCGGUUUCUAACUCGUAGCCAUACAUUCACAAAUAUUUUAACAAAAAGAUUUUCUUUUAAACCUUAGAAACUGUAUUUGAAAAGGUGGGAUUACUGUUAAAUAUCAGUAUAUAUAAAUAAAUUAGAAAAUUAGUUUUAAGUAGAUGUUUUGGAUUUGAAAUGAGAGGGAAUCAAUGAAAAAGUGGCGCUUCUUCUGUAUAGUGGGAGGUGACUCAGGUGAGCUUCUUUCAUGGAAACGCGCGCACGGACACGGGGAUUGCCUGAUUCUGGUAAAAAGGUUGAAGUGAGAAGUCGUGGCGUAUGGACAAGGCCACAACGGUGUCCUUUACUCUGAUGUGAUGUGAUGUGAUGCUACAACUUUUGUCUUAUACUUCGCUUCUCCGCGGUACAUAUGUUUGGUAUAAACGUGAAUUUUUUUUUUUAAAA
Molecule: messenger RNA, 1597 nt
Organism: Ananas comosus (pineapple)
Lineage: Eukaryota; Viridiplantae; Streptophyta; Magnoliopsida; Poales; Bromeliaceae
Exons: 3
Coding region: 38-1189 (383 amino acids)
Source: RefSeq, a predicted model, not a curated record